UAAGCGUGUUUUGUGGAAAUGUUAUGUUAGCUAGCUUACAGCUAACUUGGCUAGCGUUGUUCAGUAAAGUUAGCUGUGGUUGUUAAAGUGAUGCUCCCACUGUGGGAAGCUAGAGGACGAACUCUCGGGUUUAACCUUCGUGUGAUGAUAAAAGGUGGUUUUACAACAUGAUCUGUGAUUGGAGGGAUUCAGCUGAUUUAAAUCACUUACGAGGCUCUCCUCGUAUGGCACUUGCUUGCUCAUUGUGCGAGUUAUGCUUGGAGUCUCCCGUAAAUCAGGUCAGAGGCUUAAAGCCGCUGGAUUUAAGUGGCAAAAGGCUUUAUUUCUUUGACCUCCAUCAUCAUUAACUCAGGGACGACAGCCACUGUGAAGAGGUUAUUAGCUUCACUCGUUUGCUGAUUAACCUCUGUGUCAUCUUGGGGUUAAGUAGGUGUCAGGAAACAUCAUAUCAAUAAGUCACUGGAGAAGAUGGAGACAACAGGGAAUGUGUCCAAUGGUGCAGGGCCUGUGUAUGAGCAGAAAGAAAAGACCCUCAGGCCAGAGGAUCUGUCUGAGAUGCUGGCAGCAGGGACCAAGCAGAUUCACGAAAAGGCUGAGAACACUCAGUUUGUGAAAGAUUUCCUCAGGGGUCGCAUCCGCAAAGAGCUCUUCAAGCUUGGUGCGGUGGCGCUUUACUACACAUACACGGCCCUGGAGGAGGAGAUUGAAAGAAACAAGGAUCACCCCCAUUUUGCUCCUCUUUAUUUUCCCGCUGAGCUGCAUCGCCACGAAGCUCUGGCCCGUGACCUCGAAUACUUUUACGGUCCAGAAUGGAAGAGCCACGCAAGCUGCUCAAAGGCCACCCAACAAUAUGUGGACCGCAUCCAUCAAGUAGGGCAGGAGGACCCAGUUUUGCUGGUUGCACAUGCCUACACUCGCUACAUGGGGGACCUAUCUGGUGGGCAGGUGCUGAAGAAGGUGGCACAGAGAGCCUUGAAGCUGCCGCCCACAGGAGAGGGCUUAGAGUUUUACCAGUUCGAUGCCAUCCAUAGCGCCAAAGCAUUCAAGCAGCUGUAUCGAAGUCGGAUGAAUGAGCUGGAACUGGACAUGGAAACAAAGAAGAGACUGGUGGAUGAGGCUGUGAAGGCUUUUCUGUUCAACAUUGAGGUGUUUGAGGAGUUAGAAGAGAUCGGCAAAACCAUCCAGGAGGAUGUUUUAGAUGCUGGCAUGCCCGUUCAUGGAGCAAUGGGUGGAGACAUCAGCAAAUGUCCCUACUACAAUGCCAAAAUGGCGGCAUCAGGUGGAACAGCAUACGUCCGUCAGCUGGCCAUGGCUGCUCUCAGACACCCGACAGGACAGGUCCUGUUUGCUACUUGGUUUGCUGCCUUGGCUGGACUGGUUGCGUGGUAUCUGAUGUGAUCUGUCGCUCCGUCUGCCACUCUGCUGCUGUGUGAAAAGAGGACUGUAACAGGAAGGACAGUAAAGGACACUGAGAUCUUUCCACGAGAUGUGGACCGUGUCAUAGCUUGUGGUCCAAGUUUAUUUAUUGUUACAUAUUGCAUAAUAAUGUAAGCUUACAAAAAUAUGGAACAGUUAAAUUCAAGCAAAAUGAUCUAUAGGACCAAUAUAAUUCCAUCCAUCACGCUAGAUUUAUUCAUCUUUUAAAUUCUCUACCUCCUCCUGCAUUAUCCCUCCAAUCUGUGUCCUUCCAGUUGCAUUUGGUCGUAUCUCGAGACCUCAUGUAGAUCUCCUAUUUUCUUACUGAAGUGACAUUUCUGUCAUGGCUACUGAACGGACCCACGCGCAGACAGUUCUUUCAAGGAAACAAAAAGGGGAUUUAUUUACAAUAGGGAUCACCUUAGUGCAAAAUAUAUGUACAGUGAGUUGGGAGGGGGUCCAGGGCUCCAGGGAGAGAAGGGGGGGGGGGAUCCACACACACGCUUCCUCUUCCACUCAGUCACCGCCACCGCUCCUCCGCACACACGCACUCCUCUUCAGCCGCACUCGCUCCAACACUCCACACACUGCCCCACUUGGACAGGUCCGGUGAUUCGGUCCAGAAUCUACAGACAGAAGGUCAAGGUUAGUUCCACAACAUAAAACACGUGUAAGCGAUUCUUCUUUGAAUAUGCCGCGAGCACGAACUCAGGUGGUUCGACGUUCCAGCGGUGAGCUGCUCUGUGCCACUGCCUUAAAUAGCAGCUGAGGAAAUCAGCCAGAUCAGCCGCAGGUGGACACCAUCCACAGGGGUGCGUGGGCCAAGAGUGAGAGCCCGUAAUGAGCUCCACCCAGGCAGAGAGGAGGAGGAGAGACAAAAAACUAAAACUAACAACAACAAAACCUGUAGCCAGCGUGGGCCAACCAGAGAGACACGGGGACCGUGACAAUUUCGUUCCACAACUGUAUCUGGCUGUUUAGUAUUUAUUCCUUAAUAAUAAAUUGAACAUAGAGUGAGUUAAUUGUGUGAUUAGUAAAGUUCGCUGUGCACUUUAGAUUUCUACUGAAGCCUUUAGUAAGAAGAUUAUUUGGAAAUGUAAACUUUGACUCCUCGUAUAUAAUUAUCUUUAUUUCUGCACAGUAAUUCAGUUGCAAAGUUAAUGGGAAAACCCAAAUUUCAUUAAUCCAUUAAGCUUCAGCUUCAAAUAUUUCCAAACGGUUUGUUUUUUGAGACGGGCGAUAGCAGUUAAAAGCUUGAUUAAUAAUCAGUCUUCACAUACUAAUAACAUAUACAGGAUAUUUUAAUCUCUCCUGGUGCAUGUUCAAUUGUAUAAUUUCUCUGUUUUCAGAAUUAUGUGACAGUGCACCUUGUAUUUGUUCAACAAAACCAAACAAACCUGCCUGUUGGUUUGAUUGCAGAGCUUAACUAUCCAAUAUGAAUAAUUCACUGUAAUAAUUCAGCUUUACUGGCAAACGGGAGCCUAUAUUAGGACAGAGGUGCGUGCGGCUGUUUUAAGAGGAAGAUUGUAUUUUUGUACUAAUGACGCUUCAUCCACAUUCUUUCAUGAGAUGAAUUUGUGUGAGAAUACCUUCAGCAGCUCAGCACUUAUUUAUGUGUCCAUUCGUUCUGGAUGCAUCAGUAUGCAUUGUGAAUGUACGAAGUGGGAUGAUCACCUAUAUUGAGUUUUAUUUUGUUUUUUUAAGCACAGAGAAGUGUGUACUGUAUGUAUUUUGUGGUUGAAGUAUAAUCUUUAUCCUAACACAGUAACGGUAUUUUUUAACUUAAAGCACUUGAGGCACAGAGAACCAAAAAAAACAAAAAAUACUGCACAUAAGUGGAUGUGCAGUAUUUUUUGAUGACAGAUGGCUUUAUGCAUCAUAUAUGGAGGACAAAUACAGGGAUAGGCUGAUACGCUCCUGUAGUUUCCACGUAAUACCAUUUUAUAAUGCUAGUGUCAAAAUGAUUCAGUAGUUUUGGACCUAUUAUCAUAGAUUAAACGUGGAGUGAUUGCCUGAGUCAUAUGUAUUUCUGAUUUUCUUGCAUUUUCAUUGACUCUGCUCUUAAUCCUUAUCUGUAUCUAACUGGAGCUUUACUAGUAACUGGCUAGAGUAAUCUCUUUGUAUGAGAGUGGGGAAAAACUGUAUGUUAUGCUUUCAGUAAUGAAAAAAGACAUGUUUUGUUUUCAUGAAGAAAUAAAACAUUCUUUUUGACUUGUA
Maylandia zebra (zebra mbuna) is the source of this 3633-nucleotide messenger RNA. It is a transcript of the gene hmox2b, whose product is annotated as heme oxygenase 2b. Lineage: Eukaryota; Metazoa; Chordata; Actinopteri; Cichliformes; Cichlidae. The record is from RefSeq and is a predicted model, not a curated record. Gene Ontology annotation, biological process: heme oxidation; heme catabolic process; response to oxidative stress. Gene Ontology annotation, molecular function: heme binding; heme oxygenase (decyclizing) activity.